AUGGUGAAUGCCUGGUUUGCUGAGCGUGCUCAUACCAUCCAGCCACCUGUCCCUAAAGAAAACUAUUCCCAGCAGCGAACCCACCAGUCCUCCUUAGAUCUUUGCUCUUCUUCUAACUUCACCACCCUCUUGGACAACUGCUGCCCCUCCCCUGCCACCGUACCUAGCCCAGCUCCUGGUACCCCAACUCGCAAAAUCUCAGCUUCAGAAUUUGACCGCCCACUAAGACCCAUUGUGGUCAAAGACUCUGAGGGGUCCCUCACAUUUCUGAGUGACUCGGAACGGGAACCCAUCCCUCUCUGUGGUUCGGUGAUGGGAGAGGGUGGUGGUGAUGAUGGGAAUGGCAGGGAGGUUGACCGCUGCACCAGAAUGCUGGAGCUAGUAAAGGAAGUAUCAAGUUAUCUGGAUGUGACAGCGCUCUGCCAUAAGAUCUUCCUACACAUCAAUGAGCUGAUCACUGCAGACCGAUACUCACUCUUUCUGGUGGGUGAAGACAGCUCCAACAGGAAGUUUUUGGUCAGCCGGCUGUUUGAUGUUGCUGAAGGAUCCACAUUGGAAGAAUCAUCCACCAGCUGCAUCCGACUAGAAUGGAACAAGGGGAUAGUGGGGCAUGUAGCUUCCACAGGACAGCUGCUCAAUAUCAAGAAUGCAUAUGAGGAUCCAAGAUUCAACGCAGAAGUUGACCUGAUCACAGGCUACAAAACCCAAAGUAUCCUUUGUCUACCCAUCAAGAACCACAGAGGAGAGGUGAGGUGGCAUAUCUUUACACUCUUCAAUGCUUUCUGUGACUGA
Messenger RNA from Gambusia affinis (western mosquitofish), 792 nucleotides. Its product is annotated as cGMP-specific 3',5'-cyclic phosphodiesterase-like. NCBI's taxonomy places the organism in Eukaryota, Metazoa, Chordata, Actinopteri, Cyprinodontiformes, Poeciliidae. Bases 1 to 792 code for a protein of 263 amino acids. The transcript is spliced from 3 exons. The record is from RefSeq and is a predicted model, not a curated record. Gene Ontology annotation, molecular function: protein binding.